Molecule: messenger RNA, 2009 nt
Organism: Poecile atricapillus (Black-capped chickadee)
Lineage: Eukaryota; Metazoa; Chordata; Aves; Passeriformes; Paridae
Gene: LZTS1
Product: leucine zipper tumor suppressor 1
Exons: 4
Coding region: 172-1998 (608 amino acids)
Biological process (GO): regulation of synaptic plasticity; regulation of dendrite morphogenesis
Cellular component (GO): dendritic spine
Source: RefSeq, a predicted model, not a curated record
CGGGGUCGAGGCUCCUCCUCCGCCGCCGCUGUGCCGGGGAUGCUGCGGCCGGGCCGGCUCCGGGAGCCCCGCGGAGCCCCGCGCCGCGCCGAGGAGCCAGCGGCCACCCGAGGCUCGCCGCUCCCGGCCGCACCGAGGGCCGUGCUAUGAUCUGGGGGUGCCGGGAGCAGCAUGGGCAGCGUCAGCAGCCUCAUCUCCGGCCACAGCUUCCACAGCAAGCACUGCCGAGCCUCCCAGUACAAGCUCCGCAAGUCCUCGCACCUGAAAAAGCUCAACCGCUACUCGGACGGGCUGCUCCGCUUCGGCUUCUCGCAGGACUCCGGCCACAAGUCCGGCUCCAAGAGCAGCAAGAAUGAGGAUUUCUUUUACAUCAAGGUCAGCCAGAAGUCGCACGGCUCCCAGCGGCCGGACUACACCGCCCUGGGCGGCGGGGAGCUGGGAGUGCCCGCCGGGAGCAGUGGGCUGGACUUCGGGACGCCCACGCCGCAGAAGCUGAUGCCCUUCCCCAGCCAGCUGGAGGUGGGCGGGGAGAAGCCGCUGCCUCGUCCCACGGCCUUCAAGCCGGUGCUGCCGCGCUCCGGGGCCAUCCUGCGCUCGUCCCCCGAGAGCGGGGGGCCCCUGGCCCAGCAGCUGCACCCCCCGGAGAAGGCCAAGGAGCAGGAGCUGCGGCCGCUGCCGUGCUCGGGGGGCCUGUCCGACUCCGGCCGCAACUCCAUGUCCAGCCUGCCCACGCACAGCACCAGCAGCAGCUACCAGCUGGAGCCCCUCGUCACCCCCAUGGGCCCCAUCAGCCGCUUCGGGGGCUCUGCCCACAACAUCCUGCAGUGCGCCAUCAUCCAGGACAGCAACAUGAUGAGCCUCAAGGCCAUGUCCUUCUCCGAUGGUGGCAACAAGAUCCUGAACCCUGGCAAGGCCCCCCACCACCACCCCGCCGCCGAGAAGAGCACCUGCGUGCGCUCGCCCAUCGCCACGGACGAGUCCACCAUCCAGGAGCUGGAGCAGAAGCUGCUGGAGAGGGAGGGGGAGCUGCAGGAGCUGCAGUCGAGCUUUGAGGAGAAGGAAAUCAGCUCCUGCCAGGCCUAUGAGGAGAAGCAGAGGCGCUGCAAGGAGGAGCUGGAGGGGCUGAAGCAGAAAUGCAACAGCAAACUCAAGCAAACCUCGCAGAAGACGCAGCGGACGCAGCAGGUGCUGCACCUGCAGGUGUUCCAGCUGCAGCAGGAGAAGCAGCAGCUGCGGGAGGAGCUGGAGAAACUCAUGAAGGAGCAGAACCUGCUGGAGACCAAGCUGAGGUCCUACGAGAAGGAGAAGACCAGCUUUGCCCCGGCACUGGAGGAGACGCAGUGGGAGGUGUGCCAGAAAUCCGGGGAGAUCUCGCUGCUGAAGCAGCAGCUGAAGGAGUCGCAGACCGAGCUCACCACCAAGACCACGGAGAUCCUGAGCCUGAAGGCGCAGCUGAAGGAGGUGAGGCUGAAGAUGGAGGGGCUGGAGAUGAAGACCCAGGAGCUGGAGGUGUCGCUGCGCACCAAGGCCAUGGAGCUGGAGGUGUGCGAGAAUGAGCUGCAGCGCAAGAAGAACGAGUCGGAGCUGCUGCGGGAGAAGGUGAACCUGCUGGAGCAGGAGAUCCUGGAGCUGCGCUCCGAGCUCGCCGUGCUCCGCGAGCAGCUCAGCGAGGGGCCCCGGCCGGGCGGGGACGAUGCCCAGGCCCUGCAGGGGCAGCUGGAGAGGCUGCGGGCGGAGCUGCAGGCGGAACGUGACAACAACGAGCAGAUGAGCUGCAGCUUCCAGCAGGAGCGGCAGACGUGGAAGGAGGAGAAGGAGAAGGUGAUCCACUACCAGAAGCAGCUGCAGCAGAGCUACCUGCACAUGUACAAGAGGAACCAGAGCCUGGAGAAGAUGCUGCAGCAGCUGGCGGCGGGCGAGGACGGCAAGGAGCCCAUCGAGCUGGAGAUCCCCGGCGCCGACGUCCCCUACGAGGACAUCAUCGCCACCGAGAUCUGAGCUGCCGUCCC